This is a messenger RNA of Chinchilla lanigera (long-tailed chinchilla), 945 nucleotides long. RefSeq names its product putative olfactory receptor 2W6. The record is from RefSeq and is a predicted model, not a curated record. Gene Ontology annotation, cellular component: membrane. Gene Ontology annotation, molecular function: olfactory receptor activity; G protein-coupled receptor activity. Lineage: Eukaryota; Metazoa; Chordata; Mammalia; Rodentia; Chinchillidae. Bases 1 to 945 code for a protein of 314 amino acids. The transcript has a single exon. Gene Ontology annotation, biological process: G protein-coupled receptor signaling pathway.
AUGGAAACAAGCAAUGGAAGUUUGGGAACAGACUUCAUCCUUCUGGGGUUUUCCGAUCAGCCCCAACUAGAGCCCAUCAUCUCUGUGCUUGUCUUCAUCUUCUAUCUGGUGGCGCUGGUAGGAAACUCAACCAUCAUAAUUGUGUCUUACCUAGAUCCCCAGCUCCACACACCCAUGUAUUUCUUUUUGUCCAACCUGUCUUUUCUGGACCUCUGUUAUACAACCAGCAUUGUCCCCCAGAUGCUGGUAAACCUGUGGGGUACAAACAAGUCCAUUACCUACGGAGGGUGUGUGCUGCAGUUCUUCUUUGCUCUGGAUUUGGGAGCCACGGAGUGUCUUCUCCUGGCUGUGAUGGCCUAUGACCGCUACGCUGCUGUCUGUCAGCCUCUGCACUACACUGUGAUAAUGCACCCUCAGCUCUGCCAGAAGAUGGUGCUGACCUGCUGGCUCAGUGGCCUUGGCAGUGCCAUAAUUAUUUGUUCCUUGACUUUGAAGUUGCCAAGAUGUGGGCACAGAGAAGUGGAUAAUUUUUUUUGUGAGAUGCCAGCAUUGAUCAAGAUGGCUUGUGCAUAUUCCAAAAUAAUUCAGUAUGUUAUCUCUGCCCUUGGAGUUGUAUUUCUUCUGGCACCUCUGUCCCUAAUUCUCAUCUCAUAUGGGGUCAUCGCUCGAGCUGUAAUGAGGAUCAAAUCAGCAGCAAGGUGGGAAAAGGUCCUUAACACAUGUGGUUCCCACCUCAUGGUAGUAACUCUGUUUUAUGGAACACUCAUUUACAUGUACAUGAAGCCACAGAAUACCACAUCCCAAGAGGAAGGCAAGUUAUUUACAUUUUUCUACACGAUCGUCACACCCAGCCUGAACCCUCUGAUCUACACUUUAAGAAACAAAGAUGUGAAGACUGCAGUGAAGAGAAUAGUGUGGCUCAAAAAAUGUUUAGCAAAGUUGUGA